Vanessa tameamea is the source of this 2631-nucleotide messenger RNA. It is a transcript of the gene Rtf1, whose product is annotated as RNA polymerase-associated protein Rtf1-like. The record is from RefSeq and is a predicted model, not a curated record. The coding region runs from base 91 to 2397 and encodes 768 amino acids. Gene Ontology annotation, molecular function: RNA polymerase II C-terminal domain phosphoserine binding; DNA binding. Lineage: Eukaryota; Metazoa; Arthropoda; Insecta; Lepidoptera; Nymphalidae. Gene Ontology annotation, cellular component: Cdc73/Paf1 complex. The transcript has 18 exons.
AUGUAUCGUAUGGUUGUAUAGUUGACGGGCGACUUCGUAACGUAAAGUAAAAAAUAUCGUAACGUAUUUCGUAGUUAAAAGUGUAACAAAAUGGCUAAGAGAAAAAAUAAACCUUUGAUAGAUUCAGAUUCCAGUAGCGAAUGUUCAGAUUUGGAUUCGCAAUUCCUCAAUUUGGCAAAGAAAAAAAAGAAACCAGGAGAGUCCCCACCGCAACCGAAAUCAAAAAGCAAAUCUUCAGAUAGUGAAUCUGAUUGGGACGAUGAUGACAAGAAAAAUGACAAAUCAUCUUCAUCGUCCGGCUCUGAAUCAAACAGCGAUGCAAGAAGCGAUACGUCGAAGAAGAAAGAACCAGCUAAAACGAGUAGGAAAAGUUCAUCGGACCAUUCAGAGGAAAGAAAGAAACCGGAACCAAAAAGAAGUGAAGUCAGGAAAAGCACAGACAGUGCCGGGUCGGGGAAGAAGAAGGAUGUGUACAGUGAACCAGAGGAAGGCGAAGUAUCUUCACACUCAUCAGACAAUGAUUCAAUAGAUUCAGAGGAAGAAUUUGAUGAUGGUUACGAUGAAAAUCUAAUGGGAGAUGAAGAAGACAGAGCUCGGCUGGCGGCCAUGUCGGAGAAGGAGCGUGAACAGGAGAUAUUUAAACGCAUAGAGAGGCGGGACUUGAUGAAGACACGGUGGGAAAUAGAACGCAAGCUGCGCCUGGCGCGGCGCUCCGCGGCCGAGCGCGGCGCGUCGCCCGCCGAGCUGGCGCGGCGCCGCGACGCGCGCAAGCGCCGCCGCGAGCAGCGCGCCAAGCUGCAGGCGCGCCGCCAGCGGGACCACGAGCGCCGCGAAUCCGAAAAGGAGGAGCCAAAGGAGCCCGAAAAGGAAAAAGAGAACCCGCCCGAGAGUCCUGGGGAAAUUCGAGACGAUCCCAAGGACGAAGAGCGCUCGGCGUCGCCGCUGUUCGGCGCGAAGACGGAGCGCAAGCGCAACGUGGACGACCGGCGCGUCAACGCGAUGGCGGCGCUGCGCGCGCAGCGGGACGCGCGCGCCACGCGCGUCGAGACGGAGCAGCGCAAGCGCGCCGAGCUGCAGCGCAAGGAGGACGACGACGACGCAGACGCAGAAAUAAUAGGCGGAACAAGUAAACAGAGCGUCAAGUUAAAAGCAUCGGACAUAUACUCGGACGAUUCUGGUUCAGAUUCAGAAGAUAAUAAGUCACAAGGCCGGAGAAGUUCUUCGAGCUCGUCCUCAUCAGACGCGGAGGUGGAAGAGAAGAAGCGUGAAAGAGAGGAAGUCGAAGUCAAAUACGCAGAUACUAGGGAUCAGAUUAAUAAACUUAGAUUAAGCAGGUUUAAAUUAGAAAGAUUAGUACAUUUACCGUUCUUCUCGCGAGUCGUUCAGGGCUGUUUCGUUCGUAUAGGCAUCGGGAAUAACAACGGCAACCCCGUCUACAGGGUCGCUGAAAUAAUAGACGUAUACGAAACGGCGAAAGUAUAUAAUUUAGGUAACACAAGAACGAAUAAGGGCUUUAAGUUACGCCACGGAACCCAGGACAGAGUGUUUAGAUUGGAGUUCGUUAGCAAUCAGGAAUUUACAGAUAACGAAUUUCAGAAGUGGCAUAGAGCUAUCAAAGAAGCCAAUAAGAAACCUCCGACUAUGGACUUCGUUAGGAAUAAAAUUAGUGAAGUAAAAGAUGCGCUCAUGUACGAGUUUAAGGAAGAAGAUAUAGAAAAAAUUGUAGCCGAAAAAGAAAGGUUUAGAUCUCAUCCGACGAACUACGCGAUGAAGAAAACACAACUCAUGAAGGAGAGAGACGUCGCUCAGUUGCGAGGAGACGAGGAGCUGGUGACGGACCUGAACGCCAAGCUGCAGGAGCUGGAGGAGCGAGCCAGCGCGCUGGACAAGACGCGCACGUCGUCCAUCCAGAGCAUCUCGUACAUCAACAACCGGAACCGGAAGCUCAACGUGGAGACGGCCGAGCGAGCCAUCAUGGAGGAGGUGAAGGCCAACAAGGGCAAGAAGACGGACGACCCCUUCACCCGCCGGCACACCAAGCCCGUCAUGAACUUCAAGUCGCAGGGCUCCCGGUCGCAGGAACUGUUGAAGAACGAGCAAGCAGCUGCCGAAGAACAAAUGAUGAGAGAGGAAGACGAGAAAUUGAAUAAAGAGAAGGACGAGAGAGAGAGAUUAGCGCAAACGGAAGAUGAUGUUGUCAAGAAGGAUAAAAAUGCCCCCACAGACAACAGCAGCCUCUACUCGCUGCACGAUUUCGACAUUAACAUAGAAAUAGACCUGCCGAUACCAAAAGCGGUAUCGUCCCAGUCCAAGCAGAUAACGAUCAAAGUGAAAGAAUCUGGUCCGAAGAGAUCACUGAACUUAGAAGAAUACAAGAAACGACACGGUCUCAUAUGAGUGUUGUGUGGACGUUGUACGAGUGAUGGUGUACGAGGCUGGCUGUUACACUGUAUAGAUAAUAAUAAUGUUUCAUUAAUAAUCAUUGAUUUGUAACGGUCAUAUUAUUAAUUCUUUCAUGUAAAGUGAUUUGUCCGAAUAAUACUUUACUUAGCAAUUUUAUAUGUCUAAUUGCAGGAAGUUUAACUUGCCAACCGCCUGGUAUAUUGCUAGAUAUAAUAUUAGAAAUUAUCU